GUAUAAGCAGCCGCCGUGCACCCGCGCUCGCGCCAUAGAUAUAUGUGACCGGCGUGCUGCAGCGCAAGGGACGGCAAUAAGGCGAGUACGUCAGCAUUGGUUUGUGGCUCCACUCCACCAUGCCCCCCGAUGUCGCCGGUGAUUACACCACGAUUGACCAAUUCGAGCCGACGAGUCCCCAGAAGCAGUAGUAGUACAGUCAGAGUAGUUGCGAGUGUCAAUCCUACGUCUCGCCAGUCCACGUCCCGACGCUCGAUACGUGAUUCCAGCCGCGUAGCCUUUACCUACACUCGUGAAUGCCGCCAGCGCCCGCGCCUCUAGCCAAUGCUGCACAACACAUGAUAUCCACCCUCUCCACCGCCCGCUUUCUCAGGGUUGUCAUCUAAAAUGGAUCCGUCUGCGUCCACUUUACCUCUCUUGGUAUUUCCUUGCAAUACCACUGCCAUCCAUUCGUCGCAGCUGAGACAGGAUGGAAACUUGGCGAUAGCAGGCCCCAGCAGCAACCCCUCGCCCCACCCUGCAGCAGCCUUGCUGCAUCAGCAACACUUUCCCUACAAGCGAUUGAUGGGUCAGUGGGCUAUCGUAGGCUCAUCACUACCACUCUGGAAAGGCAAAGCCAACGUCAUUUGUCGAUAUACUCCAGAGUCACCUCUGCCAGAUACCGCACCUUUGCCUACUCGAUUGAUCAAAGCGACGCACCUUCCACCUUCUACAAGCACCGCGCCCGCCGUCGAGCCUAGGACUUCGCCAGUCCUCCAAGCCCCCUCGGACAUGGCUGAUCAAGUGCGAUUCUACGAUGAGAUAUAUUACGACGCUUUGGACGAGGAUGGAAGGAUACUGGAAGGCAAAGGGGUUGAAAGGGGAGGAGCGACACAUAUAUCCGGGCGAAACACAAUAGAUGACAAAGGGCGGAACGGUGCUUCAUUCCAUUGGAGAGGGUUUUGGUGGCUCAAGCCUUUCACAAGCAGAUGGCAAGUGCUGGGUUUCAGUCGAAAUUUCGUAGGAGUCAAAGCUCCCUCUAAUGAGCCGGAGUGGAUCAUUACCUACUUCAGCGCGACUCUCUUCACUCCUGCCGGAGUGGAUGUAUAUGCUCGAGAGGCAAGUUCGCUCAGCGACGAGACCUUGGACGAGAUCAUUCAAGCCAUGAGGCAGGGAGGGCUUGUCGCACCUCAUCAAGAACCAUGGGAAGAGAAUCUAUCCGAAGCAUCGGCAGAGCAUCGAGCUGUGCUUCGGCGGCUGGCUGGCCAGGUCUUCAGGAUACCCCACACAAGGCCUACGCAGCCUCCUUUGUGAAAAAUGGCCUACACGCUCUCGGCGUGAAUGAUAGGCUGCCCAUUGACUCCUCUUGAUGCCAAGUUUCUUGGGUCGAAUCCUGUACACUAUGCUCCUGACAAUCAAGUAUCCAUCAACACCCGAGCCAGUAAUCA
Ceraceosorus guamensis is the source of this 1427-nucleotide messenger RNA. RefSeq lists its product as hypothetical. The transcript has 4 exons. The record is from RefSeq and is a predicted model, not a curated record. The coding region runs from base 388 to 1293 and encodes 301 amino acids. Lineage: Eukaryota; Fungi; Basidiomycota; Exobasidiomycetes; Ceraceosorales; Ceraceosoraceae.